AAUAGACAUGGCUUCGCUUUCUGCACAUAUUUUAUAGUAAAAGGAUUUGAUUGUUCUUUAUGUUUGAAAAGAUAAUGUCUAUUCACAUAGCAAAUGGUUUCCACGUAACUAGUUACGCCGCUUUGGCUAUUCUGAUGCAGAACUAUACUUUGGACUGGCAAAACUUGAGCCAAAACGGAUCGUUGCUUGAAGAGGAAGAAUACUACGACCAUCAAGUAGAUAUUUUUACCAGCCUACCAGGACUUAAAGCCAUCUUCUAUGCUAUUUAUAUCGCUAUUUUUGCCAUCGGAAUCUGCGGAAAUGUGCUGGUAUGCUAUGUAGUGUUCCGCAAUAAAUCUAUGCAGACAGUCACAAAUUUUUUCAUCACCAAUCUGGCUUUGUCAGACAUUCUUUUGUGCAUGUUUGCUGUACCGUUUACUCCUCUUUACAUGUUCAUGAGAGAAUGGAUUUUCGGCCAGAUUUUAUGUCACUUGGUUCCUUAUGCGCAAGGUGUGAGUGUUUAUAUAUCAGCAUUCACAUUAAUGUCCAUUGCUAUAGAUCGAUUUUUCGUGAUCAUCUAUCCUUUCAAGCCGAGGUUGCAGGUCACCUACUGUUAUCUGAUCAUCAUCUUUGUUUGGCUGUUGGCUGGAUUACUUACUCUCCCAUACGGUAUUUUCAUGGACUUGAUACCUACUGAGAAAGGGCUAUACUGCGACGAAGUGUGGCCACAUGAAACGAGCAGAAAGGCUUUCGGAUUCUCAACUUCAAUACUACAGUUCGUGAUUCCUUUUAUCAUCAUAACUUUCUGCUAUAUGAAAGUAUGCAUCAAGCUGAAGAACCGCGCUAGGACAAAGCCAGGAGCCAAGUCCAUCAAGAAAGAGGAGAUGGAACGGGAGCGUACUCGGCGAACCAAUCGGAUGCUGAUCACAAUGGUUGUGAUCUUCGGUGCUUCGUGGCUGCCCAUUAAUAUAUACAACUUGAUCAUUGAUUUUUACAUACCAGCGGCCUCUUGGACAUUCUUGAAUGUUAUUUUCUUCCUCUCUCAUGCAGCAGCUAUGAGUUCUACUUGCUAUAACCCCUUUCUCUAUGCUUGGCUCAAUGAAAAUUUUAGGAAAGAGUUCAUGGUUGUGCUUCCUUGCUUUCAUUCCAAUACUGUGGCUGCAAAUCCUUCAUCCAGAAGAGGUGCAAGUGCAAAGACCGACAAAUCUUGCAAUGGCCACGAAAAUGUGACACUUCUGCCGAUGAAGGAACUAGCGAAUAAGGAUAGAAAAUUGCAAAAGGAUCGCAUUGCUGCGGUAAAAAAUAACACUUCGGUCACGGAUACGGUUAGAAUUAAUGUCACUAGCAACGAUCUCGAUCUUGUUUUUUAAGGGGGCUUAUACACCUUAACCCCUUAUGAGCUUCGAAUUACAUGACUGCUGCAAAAAUUGAGAUAUUUUAUU
This is a messenger RNA of Stegodyphus dumicola, 1421 nucleotides long. RefSeq names its product prolactin-releasing peptide receptor-like. Gene Ontology annotation, cellular component: neuron projection; plasma membrane. NCBI's taxonomy places the organism in Eukaryota, Metazoa, Arthropoda, Arachnida, Araneae, Eresidae. Gene Ontology annotation, biological process: G protein-coupled receptor signaling pathway. Gene Ontology annotation, molecular function: neuropeptide binding; neuropeptide Y receptor activity. The record is from RefSeq and is a predicted model, not a curated record.